Salarias fasciatus (jewelled blenny) is the source of this 2606-nucleotide messenger RNA. RefSeq names its product CCC complex scaffolding subunit CCDC22 (gene ccdc22). The coding region runs from base 383 to 2293 and encodes 636 amino acids. NCBI's taxonomy places the organism in Eukaryota, Metazoa, Chordata, Actinopteri, Blenniiformes, Blenniidae. Gene Ontology annotation, molecular function: cullin family protein binding. The transcript has 16 exons. Gene Ontology annotation, biological process: positive regulation of ubiquitin-dependent protein catabolic process. The record is from RefSeq and is a predicted model, not a curated record.
UCGCUUGUUCUUCUCCAUUUCCACUCUGAACAGACGCUCAGGGUGUCAGAUUGAAGCGUUUUCUCUGAAAGAUGUCAGGAUUUGUGUUUUUAUCUCCGAGUGUCCGCUGCAGGUCAGGCUGUAGCCGACGUAGAGACUCUGUCCUCGUUCUUCUGUAGCAGCUCCGGAGACAUGGACCGAGCAGGGACAGUCAGAGAGAGGAGCGGCUGCUAGCUAGCAGCUAGCACAGGAUGAAAGUCUGCUCCUUAUCACAUCUCGUGUUCAUGAGUUCUUUAUCCAGAAAGCGUCCUCUAGAAGCAGCAGAGUCCAUGUCUCGAGCCGUCCCGCUGUCUCCGCCGCACUGCUCUGUCUUCAUUAGCUCUUCUUCACGCAGACUGCUGUCAUGGAGGAAGUUGAUAAAAUUCUCAUUCAAGCCCUCAAACAAGUCGGCACGGAGGUGAGCGAGGAGACGGACAGCGUCAAGCAGUUCACCAGCGAGCUGAUCGUGGAGGCGGUGGUCCGAUGCAUCCGGGUGAUCGAGCCCGGCCUGGGGGGGGCGCUGCCCACCUCCCUGCCUCCGGGCAUGUCUGCUCGCUUCAGAGUGGGCAUGAGCCUGGCCCAGGCCUGUCAGGACCUGGGCUACAAGGGAGACAUCGGCUACCAGACCUUCCUGUACAGCAACGAGCCGGAGAUCCGCUCCCUGCUCAUGUUCCUGGUGGAGAAGCUGCCCAGAGAAAGCGCCGAGUCGUCGGACCAGCCCACAGGGAAGUCGGUGGUCCUCCAGAGGUCCAUCGCUGCCGCCCUCAGAGCCCAGCUGGCCGUCCCCUGGCUCCCCCCAGCCUGCAGACUGCCGCUGCAGACCCAGACUCAGAGUCUGGGUUCGAUGCACAGCUUCCAGGUUCAGCCUCUCAGCUUGCCGCUCGGCCCGCCGGCCUCGGAGCAGACGCUCCUGAAAGAGGUGGAGGAGUACCGGAGGGACGUCCUCCGUCCCGUCACCGCCCAGCUGUCCAGCCACUGCACCACGGCGGCGUCCCUCCUGGAGCGCCACACGGCCGAGCUGAGCGCCGCCCACGAGUGGGACGUGGAGUGGAAGAGUCAGGGACUGCUGUCCCGCCUCACGCCACAGGAGUACCGCUCCCGGAAGCUGAGCCGGCUGCGUAAACGCAUCGAGGAGCAGCUGCGCUCUGCCACCCUGCCGGCUGCAGACGGCGCCGCCGCUGGCCCCGCCUCCUCCUCCUCCUCCGCUGACCUGAGUGACCUCCUGCAGAGCUUCAGGAGCUCCAGCGCCUCCGACCGCCUGCUGACCAAGGGCACCCACUUCACGCACACCCAGAAGUUCACCUUCGCUCAGGACGUGAUGGCAGCGGUGAGCCCCGCCCCCUCCGGCGGCCGGUCGGAGGGAGACGCCGCGCAGCGCCGGCAGGACGAGCUGGACGUCCUCCAGCAGCAGCUGCAGGAGCUCAACGGCCAGGCGGAGCGGCUGGCGGCCGACAUGAGGCUGAUGACGGUCACCGGCGCCCAGGUGAAGGACGAGCUGAAGCAGAGGGAGCGAGGGAACGCCGAGGAGGAGGACAGGAUCCACGUCAAGAAGAAGACCAUCGACCUGCUGCCAGACGCCGACGACAACCUGCUGCAGCUGCAGGCGGUGAUGGAGGCCAGCAGCCAGCGGCUCGUCCACCUGGCGGCUCAGUGGGAGAAACACCGAACGCCGCUGAUCGAAGAGCACCGGAGGCUGAAGGAGAUCCGCAGCAGCCAAGACCUGGAAUCAUCCAGAAAACUGUCAGAGAUCAAAUCUCUCCAUGAUAAAAUCCGAGUGUCUACAGAGGAGUCCAGGAAGAAGGAGGAGACGUACAAGCAGCUGGUGUCGGAGCUGGACAGUCUUCCUCAGGACGCGUCCCGCUCUGCCUACACUCAGCGGAUCCUGGAGAUCGUCAGCAACAUCAAGAAGCAGAAGGAGGAAAUCACCAAGAUCCUGACAGACACCAAGGACCUGCAGAAAGAGAUCAACAGCCUGACGGGAAAGCUGGACCGGACCUUCGCCGUGACCGACGAGCUGGUGUUUAAGGACGCCAAGAAAGACGAGUCCGUCCGAAAAUCCUACAAAUACCUGGCUGCCUUACAUGAAAACUGUAACCAGCUCAUCCAAACCAUUGAGGACACCGGAACCAUCCUGAGAGAGAUCAGAGAUCUGGAAGAGCAGAUCGAGACUGAGAACAGUAACAAGACCAUGGCCAACCUGGAGAGGAUCCUGGAGGACUACAAGGCCAUCCGGCAGGAGAACGCCGCCCUGGCUGCUAAAGUGAGGGAAGGCUGAGGAAGCACACCCCUGAGACCCUCGGAUCCUCGUGGAUCAGGGACCGCUCCGCUCCGAUUGGUUCCUGACUGAACUCUGCACUGCUCUGCUCCCUGAGGGAAGCCUCGCCGGCCGCCGGGCCGCCGCCGGGCCUCUCUUCCUGUAUAGAACCCCUGUGAUUCAAAUCAAACCUUCCUCUCGGGAUUUUUCAGAUGAGAUGUGGCUCCGCCUCCAUUUCCUCCUCACUCAGUGGAGUGGGCGGGGUCUGAAUGUAGUCGAUUCACAGCGUUAAAAAGGAUUGUACAUACGGUACCAGCUUCAAUAAAGAUGCCUU